Molecule: messenger RNA, 1681 nt
Organism: Bombina bombina (fire-bellied toad)
Lineage: Eukaryota; Metazoa; Chordata; Amphibia; Anura; Bombinatoridae
Product: zinc finger protein OZF
Exons: 4
Coding region: 94-1503 (469 amino acids)
Biological process (GO): regulation of transcription by RNA polymerase II; central nervous system development
Cellular component (GO): nucleus
Molecular function (GO): RNA polymerase II cis-regulatory region sequence-specific DNA binding; DNA-binding transcription factor activity, RNA polymerase II-specific
Source: RefSeq, a predicted model, not a curated record
CCGCAUUAUUUAAUGCAAGUGAAUUUGGGAAGUGGUGAGAAUUCAGAUUUCUCUCUUGCUGGCUGUAGAUGAUGCUUGUUGGUAUCUGAACAAAUGGAGUUUGAUGAAGUUGCCGUUUACUUUAUAGAGGAGGAGUGGCGCUGUUUAACUGAAGAACAAAAACAGCUGUAUAAGGAGGUGAUGAUGGAGAAUUGGCAAACGCUUAGGACUCUGGGAUUCUUACAUGUGACGCCUUCCAUUGUCUCAAAGAUUGAGAGAGGAGAAGAUCCAUGCGUGUGCGCUCACCAGAAAAUCGACCUGGAGAAAACUCACUUAAAUACCAGCACAGGUAUAUUCACUGUGAAGAAUACUGUUGAUUAUCAGGACAUGGUUCUUAAUGCUUCCUUUUUUGAAGAUAAUAACCUUGGAAAAUACCACCAGGAACCAAAUCAUGUUAUGGAAAAUAUACUAACCAAAAUAAUUAAAACUGAAGACUUAAACCUAUUUGCAGAUGAACACUUCGACUAUAAAGAGACCGAAGAUAUUGAUUCAGAACAUGUAGCUAAUCAAGUUUUCACAUACAAGAAUUUAAAUGUUAAAGUGGAAAAAAACCAUGAUGACCUAUCAGCCAAUAAAUCAAAUUAUAACAACAUUGAAGAAAACCAAAAUGAAACAUUUAUAAGUAUGUAUACUGAUUAUUCAAAUUGGAAACGCAAAGAUCCAAAUUUAGGAUUGGUUAAAACCCAGUUAAUUGAUUUAGUAAUGAAAUCAUUUAUUUGUUCUCAGUGUGGGAAAAUGUUUUCCAGCAAGUCAAACCUUAAUAGUCAUGAGAGAACUCAUGAAGGGGGAAAACCAUUUAUUUGUCCUGAAUGUAAUAGACGUUUUAGCUUAAAGGGAAGUCUUGUAAGGCAUCUAAGAAUCCACACAGGGAAGAAACCAUUUGAAUGCUCAGAAUGUGGGAAAUGUUUUAAUCGGAGUGCAAAUCUUGUAACUCAUAAGCGAAUUCACUCCGGAGAAAAACCAUAUUCAUGCUCUGAAUGUGGUAAAAACUUUGGUCAUAAGGCAAAUCUUAUUCUGCAUGAGAAAAUACACAGAGGUGUAAAAGCAUUUGCAUGUUCAGAAUGUGAGAAGUGUUUUUUUGGUAAAUCAGAGCUAAUAGUACAUAAGAAAAAACAUACAAUAGAUAAGCAGUUUGUGUGUACUGAAUGUGGCAAAUGCUUUAUUCGUAAUAGUGAUCUUGUUGUACAUACAAGAGGGCACACAGGAGAAAAGCCAUAUGCGUGUUCUGAAUGUGGGAAAUGCUAUAUUAGUAAAUCAAACCUUGUCAUACAUAAGAGAACUCACACAGGAGAAAAACCAUACAUGUGCUCUAAAUGUGAGAAAUGUUACAGUCGUAGUUCUGAGCUUUUUAUACAUAACAGAACUCAUACAGGGGAAAAACCAUUUAUAUGUUCUGAAUGUGGGAGAGGAUUUAUCCGUCGUUCCCAUCUUUCGAGGCAUAAGGCAACUCAUUUUUCAGUUUAAUUAUUGUUUGAAAUUACAAACUCUUAAAUCUAAUAUACACAUGAAAAUGAAGAAAUUAAACAUAAAAAAAAUAAGUUAAAGCUGUUAAAAUGUAUACAGGAAAUUAAAGGGACAGUGCAUUGUAAAAUAUUUCUUCUCUUUAAUGUUUUCCCAAUGAUCAGUUUUACUUGCUGCAGUA